AUAACUGCUAAAAAGCUGUUUUGUAAAAAGUCAUUUCAACAUGAGAAUGUCUUUAAGUGAUUCAGAACAUUCACAGCUGUAUUUUAGAAAAGAAAAAGUAACACAUUUCAACAAUCUGAACUGAAACUCUGAUCCUCUCAUCAGACUUCUUUACUUUCUCAGUUAAACUUCUGGCUCAACUUACCCCAGAACUACUAUUGUGACUUUAUUAGUCCUCUAAGCUAAAAUGUUGGACUUUUAUGCUAGGUUUCUGACCUCAUGUCGUAGCUCAAUUGAUGCAUAAAACAAAUUUAAAAUGAUCUUUUUUGGUCUGAACACAAUUCUAGUUAAACUUUAGACAGACUAAAUUCACUUUCAAGAGUGAAAAAUGUUUUUUUUUUUUUAAAUAAAUGUCUAACCCCUUCACCCAUGUGCUUCUAACCUUCACAGACUCCAUGAAUUGAUGCCCAUCUCCUUCAUAUUUGCUCACAUGAUCAAUUUCUUUUACCAUUUCCAAGCAACAGGAGGUGGCUCAACUUACCUUUUGGCUGAACUUACCCCACUCUCCCCUAUAGUAUUUGUCAACAACAUUUAAUAUCAGAGUUCGUAUAAUAAGAAAAGAGUCCUUAAAUGGAGGAAUGUCAGUAGUCAUGGGCCAAAGUCAGGAGUGUUUUCUAUAUCAUUAUUUUAAACGGUUGUUGUCUCCUGCUUGAAGCGCGGGGUGACAGCAGCAAGGUUGAAAACCGCAAUCAAAACACCAGCCGAAGAAGAAGAGAAGGCCCCGCCCAUCGCGGCGCAUGAAAGCGACGUCACGCAAGUAAACAACGGCAUGUCGCACAGGCAGAUUCAAGCCAGAGGUAUGAAGAACGACCACAGCCUAUUUUAUAAAUAAACCGUAGCGUGUGUGUGUUUUCACAGGUCUGUUGAGAGUGCAGCUUUUUAUCUUUGACAUGUUAGGUGUGUAAGCUAACUUAUCAUCCAGCUCUGCUAGCCUAGCACACACAAUGCGGACACCAGUCAGGUUUUCGUUCCUGCAGUUUAAACUACUCCUAGUAUAUAACUCAUACUGUUGUUUUUGCUCUCAUUGCUUACUAAUUUUACACUAUUUAUUUUUUUAGAAAUGAACGGCCAAGCGGACGUCGAGGUUGACUACAAGCGGAAAUAUAAAAACCUGAAGCGAAAAUUAAAAUUUCUCGUUUAUGUGAGUACGACUGCCUCAAAUGUGAAGAAAGAUUUGUAAGCAUUUGUUUAAAUGAAUUAAGAAGAUAUAAAAAUUCUCCUUAUUUACGCUGAAUUGGGGUUUGUUUUCAUCCUUUCAGGAGCAGGAGUGUUUUCAGGAGGAGCUGAGGAGGGCACAGAGAAAACUUCUCAAAGUCUCCAGAGACAAAAGGUGAGAUUACAUCAUGUGUUCAUAGAAACAGUGUCAAUGUUUGACAGCAUUAAGUAAGUGAAAACUUAAUUUUCUUUAUUUUUCUUUCCAGCUUCCUCUUGGACAGAUUGCUACAGUAUGAGAGGGUAGAUGAAGACUCCUCAGGUACUUAUCAGCCAUCCAAAAAAAAUCAAUUUAAAAAUGAACUCAUAACUGUGCUGUAAGUUUAGUGUUAUUUAUUUGCCCUUCGUUCCAGAUUCAGAUGCAACAGUAUCUUCUGAAAACAGUGAAGGAGAAGGGCCCAGGGAGAGGGAAAGAGAACGAGAAUUUGCAAAAAAGUAAGUUAAGAAUUUAGGCUCAAGACCCACCUUUUUAGCUUAGCUUUUAAUUGAUAUUUAUUUGUUUUAUCUUCAUUUAUACUAGUUAGCCUAGGUUUAUUUUUAUGUCUGUGUUUUAUUCAUAUUUUAGUUUUUACUUGUUUAUAUCCUUUUAUCACGCCCAGUGUUUCCUCUGAGGGAGCCCUCGGCACCGGGAGCAGUGGUCGCUUGUGGUUGCAGGGGCCGGCCACGGGGUUCCUGGUGGAGGUUGCUGUCUGACACAUCCCUCCACUGGCCCUGUGUCGGUGUCCUGUGGCUGCGGGCGGCUCUCUGCUCCUGGUGCUGACGGCUCCUCUGAUGGUGCCUUCUCAACUGGUUCAUCUGCACUCAGCCUCAUGUCCAUUCUCUUAGUGUGUGAAUGUGCUGGUGUGUUGGCGUGUGUGUGGGUGGGGGUUAAGAGGGCAUCUGGGAUAGUUUUUUGUUUUUGUUUUUAACUUGACUGUAAAGCACUUUGAGUCACAUUUCUGUAGGAAAAGCGCUUUAUAAAUAAAGUUUGAUUGAUUGAUAGUGUAACAUUAAAAAUACCUGUUUACUUUUUGUGAUUGCAGUCGUUGAAGGCUUUAACAACUAUCAGAUAUUGCAAACGCAUGUAUAAUUGAAAACCUUGAAAGUAACGAAAGCACAAACUUAUCAUCAGUUAAGUCCUUCUGUUUGUUGCCUGUUAUUUUAUUUGUUUUUCAGAAAUUUGUUGAUAUUUUAUUUUUGCCAACCAUGACUGUCCAGGCAUCCUAGAUUUUUAAAAGCCUGUUUCUACUUGAAGAUACAGAAAAGUGGGGAAAGCACUGUAAAAGUGCAGAUUUGAUGAAUUAUUUUAAAAAGCCUGCUUGUUGAGGUUUAUUGAACUACAUGAAUCUGUGUGCUUAAAACAUUGUAUUGUAACUCGCCAGCUGAACUCUUCUUAACUAAACUGAAUGUUAUUUUUUCAGGCGAAGGAGUAGUCCUGGAGCAUCUCUUCCCUCAUCGUCCCCUCAUCUGUCUUUACUGUCCCGUUCUGGUGUAAACCCUCUACAGUCCUCAGGGUCUGGACCUUACCUGAACACUGUAAGCAUUCAUCUCCUUGUCUGUAAUCUUAGUGUGUUAGGAGCAGUAACAUUGGUGCCACAGUCAUCCUCACCAGCAAACAUAAUCCCUGUUUUUAUUCAGCAUUAUUUAUAUGAUUUUAAUGUUUUUUCAUUUUAUUCAUCUGUUUUAUCUCUUUCUUUGUUUUUGUUUUUUUCAUUGGUGCAUAUAAUGGCUUCACUGUCCUUGCAUUGCUCAUGUUUUGUGAUUUUUUUUUUGUGUGUAUGUGUGUCUGUCCUGCAAAUUGCCCAUGCCUGUGUCUAUGUGUGUGUGGUUUAUUUGGCAAUUUGGGGCCUGUGUGUGUUGGGCAGAUGCCCUUCCCACCAGAAUAUUUGGCUCCUCCGGCUGAACGAGUGAAGAAAGAGAGAAAAACAAAGACACCUAAAAACAAGAAAGAGACCACUGGGAAGGUGAGAGAGGGAAAAGAAGUUUAGAAAAAUAAGACAUAGAUAUCCUGCUUACUUUUCGCAUCCUUGAUAAAGAGAUCCUUGUAAACAUUAGUGGCAAAAGUAAAUCAGCAUAUGUUUUGAAGUCUAUUGAAAAAAGGCAAUUAUACCUUUUUAUGUUCUUCUCGGAGUGAAGAAUCUCUUUAUUGGUAAAACUUAGGUUAUUGACAAAUGUUUUUUUAUUUUUAAACUGUGUCUUAUAGUCUUUUUUGAUCAUCGAGAACUUGUCAUGGCAGCGUUUUGAUGCAGUAGUAAUGUUACCAUCUUUAAGUUUGUUACUUUGCUUCCCUCUGAUCAGUAUUUCUUUAUCCUGCAUGCCUUACCCUGAUUUUCAUCUUUGAAGCAUGCAUCCUUUCAUACACCCUUUCCCCCGUACAAAUCUUCAUGAUUGAUCAUUCUUGGCAUUCUGUUUCAUGAUUCCAAAUCCCUCUCAGGUUGUUGCCCCGAUGUCAUCCAACUACCCAUCAUCCACUGCAGCUCCCACAACAGCCAGCAGCCCCUUCAGCUGGGUGCCCAGGCAGAUGCUCAGCGGAGAUGCAGCUGAGGAGGAGGGAGAGAGCGAUGGAGACAGUGAUAGAGGGGAUGAGGACAGAGGGGAGGGAGACGAGGCCGAACUGGUCAUUGAUAUCCCCAAUGAGUGAGCCUGACUGUGUGUGGAGAUGUAUUUAUAAGCAGAGGGGUUGAGAGAUUGUACAUUAGUAUGUGAGAGAGUAAAUGGACAUUUCUGUGUGUGUGUGUGUGUGUGUGUGUGUGUGCAGUCACCUAUUUCACAUUUUUGAAAGAGAGGACAAGCCCCCCCUUGUGGACAAUUGCAUAUCAGCAGGAUCACUGUCAAGACUUUGUUUUGGAUAAAUGGGGUUUUAAAACAUUAUGUUACAGACUGACUAUGACAACAGAUUUUUACAAUAAUUUCUAGUCCAUCAAAGCUUUUUUUUAAUAUGAUUUACUGACUGGCUAUUUGAAAUCUGCUUCUCAUUUUUUUAAAAAUAUUUUCAUGUUUCAAAGCGACUUUAUGUUCAUGGCAGUAUAAUGUUUUGCACUCAUCGAACUGUGUGUGUCAGAGAAUGACGUGAACAUGUUUUCAUUUCAGAUUACUAAAGACAAAUGUGAAUUCAUCUCUUGUGUGUCAGGUUUCAUUCAGAUAUUCUGCUGACAAUACACACAAACAAGCUUAUUAAACCAGUUGAGAGCUGCUUUAUUUUAAAAUAUAUAUUUCUUAUUGUACUUUUUCGGAUGAAUUAAAUGGUGAGAAAGUUCGACAAAACUUAUAGUGACACUUAAUGCCCCACCCAAAACAUCACACC
Xyrichtys novacula (pearly razorfish) is the source of this 4534-nucleotide messenger RNA. NCBI's taxonomy places the organism in Eukaryota, Metazoa, Chordata, Actinopteri, Labriformes, Labridae. The record is from the annotation of a GenBank genome assembly.